Molecule: messenger RNA, 754 nt
Organism: Cucurbita maxima (winter squash)
Lineage: Eukaryota; Viridiplantae; Streptophyta; Magnoliopsida; Cucurbitales; Cucurbitaceae
Product: protein translation factor SUI1 homolog
Exons: 5
Coding region: 179-520 (113 amino acids)
Biological process (GO): translational initiation
Molecular function (GO): RNA binding; translation initiation factor activity
Source: RefSeq, a predicted model, not a curated record
UUUGUGUGGCUUUCCAAAUUCCUCUCUUAUAUAUAAUCUUCAUUUUGACUUCUAGCCAUUCAGUUUCACGUCUCUUCGCUCCGGAUUCACACCUUUUUCUCCUGUUUUGAGCGGCUUAAUCGAGAGCGCAUAAUUUUUUUGCUGGUUACCUGUGUUCUACUACGGACAGCCAAGUUUCAUGUCUGAAUUCAACGUGCAGAUUCCAUCUGCUUUUGACCCAUUUGCUGAUGCAAAUGCUGAGGACUCAGGAGCCGGGGCAAAAGAGUAUGUUCAUGUGCGCAUACAGCAACGUAACGGGAGAAAAAGUCUGACAACUGUUCAAGGAUUGAAGAAGGAAUUUAGUUAUAACAAAAUACUUAAGGACCUGAAGAAGGAAUUUUGCUGUAAUGGCACAGUUGUGCAAGAUCCUGAGCUAGGCCAGGUUAUACAACUUCAGGGAGACCAAAGAAAGAAUGUGUCUACCUUCCUUGUGCAGGCUGGGAUUGUGAAGAAGGAAAAUAUAAAGAUUCACGGUUUCUAAACAGCUUCAAGGUUGAGAAUUCUAUUACUGUUUACAGCAGCUUAACUGACAGUAGUGGACAUAAUAUAUAUAUGAUAGAACUACGUUUAGAAGUUGCGUGCAUGUUACAACUCUGGAUGCUUUGGUUUGUCAGACCAAGUCAUGGAUCAUUGUUAUCAUUAUCAUUAUCAUUAUCAUUAUCAUUAUCAUUGGGCUCUUUUAGUUAAUACCACUUUUCCUGUUUUCUCUUCUUGA